Molecule: messenger RNA, 1558 nt
Organism: Carassius auratus (goldfish)
Lineage: Eukaryota; Metazoa; Chordata; Actinopteri; Cypriniformes; Cyprinidae
Product: epiphycan-like
Exons: 4
Coding region: 468-935 (155 amino acids)
Biological process (GO): bone development; articular cartilage development
Cellular component (GO): extracellular matrix
Molecular function (GO): protein binding
Source: RefSeq, a predicted model, not a curated record
UGUGUAGAAGAUGAACCAAGGUCUUAGGGGUUUGGAGAGACGUGAGGGUGAGUAAUUAAUGACGGAAUUUUCAUUUUUGGGUGAAGUAACCCUUUAAAACAUUGUAUUAAAAUGGCUAAUACUUACAGAAAACUCAUUCUCAGGCUGCAAAAAUAAGUGGCCCACACUGUAGAGCUGUAAGAAAUCAAAAUACAUUUUAUUCAACUAUGCGUUACUUGCCGUGGAUGUAUAAGUUAACACAUCACUGUAUUUCAUUCAUUCCAACAGUACAGACCCCCGUCUGUCAAAGUCACUUUCACUCUAGACUUCCAAGGUCCGGGCCUGUUUGGGCCUGACACAGGCAUAGGUAGAUGGAUAAUUGGUUUGAAGGGGAGAAAAAUGUUGUGUUUUCAGCUUCAUUUGUGAAUGUUUGCCUGCUAGUGGUGUAAACCGUCAUAAUAUGGUCCUUCUCCCUCUCUACUGCAUGGAUGCCCUCCUGCCUGCUGUGUGUGUGCAUCAGCGGCAGUGUGCACUGUGAUGACUCAGAUCUGACACAGAUCCCCCCUCUCCCCAAAGAAACCAAACACUUCUACGCUCGGUUCAACAAGAUCACAGAGGUCAGGGCCACAGAUUUCAUCAAUAUCAAUCUGCUGAAACAGAUCGACCUCAGUGGAAACCAGACAGGUAAAGUGAACGAGGAUGCUUUUCGUUCACUGCUUCAGCUUCAGGAUCUCAUGUUGGCUGACAACAACAUCUAUGCCCUUCCAGAACUCCCAGCUACCCUCAAGCACAUUGACGUUGGCAAUAACCAGCUGAGGAGUUCAGGCAUGCAUGCAGAGGCCUUUAAGAACAACAAUAUACAGAGCAUGAGCCAAGAUACCAUCUGCAACACCCAGGACAAAAACAAAUUACCCUAUUUUCCACAGAUUGUGUGUAUAUGCAGCCAUUGCCAGUGACUCACUUGAUGAAUGAAGACGAGAGAAAACUCGAUCCCUUUCCCUGCUGCUGCAGGGGCAUUUACGGUGAGGGAGGGAAGGGGUGUUUGAAGCCCGAACACUAUCAGCGACUAAUUGGUACAUCAAAAAGAGGAGUGUCUGAGAUGAGAACGCAAAGAAAUAAAGCUAUUUUGUAAACAAUGGUUUUGAAAUCACAUCACAUUGCUGCAUCGAGGGCAAAGUUUGCACCUGCUUUAAUGCCACGGAUUCUACAUAGCUAUCUUUCUGUUUAUCUCCUGCGCUGCGCUGUGUCCAUGAAGGUGACCUUGCAUUCUGCCUGAGCUCAUCCAUUGAUCUCAUCACUGAAAGGACCUGCGGGCUUCCCUCCCACAUGAUUCAGGGAAGGGAGGGGCCAGAGAUAGGUACAUAAGCUGUGGGGGUGUAUUUCAGCCGUGGGUGCACGUGUGUGUGUAUAUGUGUGUUUGUGUAGGUAGUAGGUGAAGAGAGGGGCUAAGACAAGAGGAAUGUUUAAAAUAUGCAUCUAUCCUUCUUUCAGUCUCACAGAGCCAUUCGAAUAAUUGAGUCAAGCCCCUGCCUGAACAAGACACACUCACACAUACCAACAUACAAAUGCUCUCUCCACC